CUCGUGGAAACAAUCUCCAGUUCGCGUUUCGCCCGCACUGUGGCCGCCUGUCGCGCGCCGGCUCCGCUGCGAACCCCGCGAUCUUUCCCGAACUAGUGCAAUAUUCAAAACAAUUCGAAUUCAAACUUGUGUUCCAUUUUAUUUCUGUUUUUAAAAUUCCAGUUGUUUGUUAGUGUUUCUGUUUGAUCGGCCAGUGCUGUACUAUUGUUUGUAAUUAUAUUUUCGGCGUGUGUUGUGUAGUUUGUGGACAUCCGCAUUUAGCGAACUUACAUCUAAGGACAACAACACCCAUAUCAGUUUGGUGACCAGCAUCGCAUAAAAAAUUAAUAUUGGGCGUCCAUCAGCUGCAAACAAAAACAUUGACUGUCGCGCUAAGAUCGGGCGGAGCAACGCGUGCGAGGGCGGUUUGAUGGCGCGGUGACGCAGCAUGCGCCGCGUGCCGCUAGCCGCGCUCUUGCGCGUCAUCAUCAUAGCAGGCGGCGCUAAUUUCGUCAAUCCCUACGUAAGCGAAGACAGAGUAGACCUCAACCAAGUAUGGGUGGAGAUACCUUCAACCCUCGUGGCUUUGGGGGGAGAUGUCCACAUCAGGGUUCACGGCACAUCAGGCGGAGGGCUCAAGGUCCGCAUCGCUCGAGAAGACGAUGACGGACGAGCUCUCCUCGCCACCAUGCCUCUAGCACUCGACGCAGAGAACCGCAUGACCUUACCUUGCGGCUACUUCUCAAGAGGAGGCACUUACUACCUAGAACUUAUAUCAGAUAAGGAUCCAUACUUACCAGACUAUGACAACACGACAGAAGUCAAAAGGAAUAUUGACAACAAAGUUAAGAGAGAUGUCAGUGAUGGGAGUUUAAUGGAGACAGGAGACAGCGUUGUGAAAUCCUGGAAAUUUGACGUCAUGUGGCCGACGGCGAACUUGGAUGUGACUCCAGAACAGAUUCAGACGUACCCUGAGAGACAGGUGAUGGCUUUACUGGAGUUUCCAAGGGUUGUGUGCACUCCAAUUGAGUCGAGUGCAGACUUUUGGCUUGAGUUGCUGUAUUGUGGACAUUCGAGCGGUGGCGCGGUGCUAUGCGAUGGAAAGAAUACCAGCUCGCAUGCACAUGUUUUGUAUUCUGAACAGAUGCACGGGUUCCCAGGUCGUCGCACGAUGACCCUGCGUUGUGAACUCUUCGGCCAGGCGGGGGACUACGCGCUGACCCUCAGGCCGGCAGCCGCAGCCGGGCCGCAGGAUCUGGCCACUGCUUUUAUUAAAGCGGACUGGUCAGAACAAUUCGUGCUGAACGUGCACGGUGGGUCGGUGUUCCCCUGCGGAGACGGAGUCAGGGUGCUGUUCCAGUACCCGGAGUGCGUGCUGGAGGGAGCUGAUAGAGUCAGGGUGUUCGGCAGAGACGCUGAUCGGCUGCGGUAUGUCGCUGAGAGGAGGGUUCGCAGGGGUCAGCACACAGCCUCCUUCGACUGCCGACUGUUCAGCGAGCGUUACCCGGAGUACUGCUUCGUGUACGUGUCACAGGCAGUCACCGGGGCAGUCGCUGAUGUUAGGAUGGACUGCCUCCCAACGAUGCCGCUGUCAGCAGACGGCGGCGCGGGCGGCUGGGGGGCGUGGUCAGCAUGGUCGGCGUGUCCGGCGCCCGCGCACUGUUCUACGCGCACGCGCAGCAGGCACCGCUUCUGCGAUUCCCCGCCCCCUGCUUAUGGAGCGAAGCUUUGUGAGGGUCAAGCAGUAGAGCUGGCCGCCUGCGAGUGUGCAGCACGACCCUGGGCAGGAGACUCCACCAUGGUGGUGGCUGAGGUCGGAGCUAGGUGCCGCUGUGGCUGCGUGUUGCACCUGGCACCUGCUGCGAGGUUGCUGGCAGGGUCUGCCAGGGCCUGCCCUGCGAGAUCGUUCUGGUUGCUACAGGCUGAAGAAGGUCUAGUAGUGAGACUGCGUAUGGAGGCAGUGCGACUUCCGUGUGCUGGUCAGUCACUCCGGGCCAGAGAUGGAGACUCCUUGGGUUCACCUCUCCUCGCCUCCUGGGAUGGACCUGAUAGUACUGCUGUGACUGCCGGAGACGUGGAGUCCACAACAGAUGGCAGUGGCGUCAUAGAGAUAGCUGGUGGGCGCCACAUCCUCGUGGAACUGCGGUCUGAUGACACCAGCGACCGCUGCGCCGGCGGAUUCCUGGCUCAUGCCACGCAGAUGGAGCCAAUCCGCAACGCAUCAGCAGCUUGGGCAUCAAUGAGUGGCGGCCUCUGGUGGCGCUCGGGCGGAGGCGCGCGUGAGGUGGCCGUCGCACUAGCAGCCGCUGCAGCGCUGGCUGCGUUGUGUCUAGCGCUGCAUUCAGCGCACCGGACGAGGGCGUACCAGAGAGCUGCGGAUAAGGACUCGCUUACUGAUAGUGAUGCAUGUUCAGCCUCCUUAGAACUGGGAGGGGCAGCAUCAGGUUCACGCAGCACGCUACUCUCCGAAGUAGUAGGCGGUGGUGUGUCACUGCGCAGGCUGCUACCUUCGGGGAAGACCAGGCACACCAGGCUGAGGGACUCCGAUAGGAACUCUGAACAUGUGGAGCAGAGGGACGAAGAAGACCCAACAACGGACAUUGAAGCGGACGCGAACGACAACACAAGCGUAGCCAGCGCAGACAGCGUCGCAAGUCAAGCCACUGUCACUCCAGAAACAGUGUCUUCUAGCAGUGCUCCUGUGACCGGGAAUGUUAUUCACACGCCGUCACCUCUGAGGAGAUCACAUACCGUGUCUGUGACUAAUGUGACUGCUGUGCCACAGAUAACAUCCCCACCCCAAUCAACGACGGACUCGCUGGCAGUGGAAAUGAGCACCAGCGUGAGUAGCGUGAGUGAAAGGGACAGCUGCAGCGAGAAGGACAGGGACAGCAUGUGGGACAAGGAUCGCAGUGUGAGCAGAGCCUCUUCUUCAACGUCUGCAGCUACACUGACUAACGGUUGGUACUCACCAGCGCUAAGCGGCGUGUCAGCAGCUCGCAUCAGGGACAAUCCGAAGCACACGAAGGAGUCUUGCAACCGUCGCCUGCUGCGGUCUGACCUCAGCCUUACUUCGCACCCGGAGAUGGAGAUAGACUAUUAUGAUUACGAAGUCAAUAAUGCUGGUUCAGUUCCUGGCUCGUACUUGGGAAUGGAUCCAGCGUUCCUGGUUUGGAUACCACCGCUUGAAGAAGGCGACAUUCUUAAGGAAAUUGAUGAAAAUAAGGUGCCAAUUUAUGAGGAGAUUCUUCCAAAAGAACUUCACCCAGACCCCGGCAGCAACACUGAGUCACCCGAAGACAGACCAUCUUCCAGCACUCUGAAGAGGAACCCGGACAACCGCAUCAACAGAUCCAACGAGUCCAUCAAAUCUUUCCGCAAAGUCAUCGAGAAAGGCAACAUAAUACACCCCCUCAACUUCAGCAUCAGUGAUUUGCAAAACUCACCCAAAAUGUCUAAGAGAAACAAGAAGAAGAAAGCCGAAAGUCCCGUGACGAUACAAAUGAAGGAUCUGACGCUAACACGAUCGCCAGUCAGAGUCCACAGAAAAGAGAAUCGGAGUGACUUCGACACUUCGACUUUGAAAAGAGUUAACGAAGCCAAAGAAAAAGAUGCCGAUACUUUAAAAAGAAACGAUUUUGCUGACAUAAAGUUUGCCGAUGAAAAUUCGGAUUCGUCAAACGAAAUAAAAUUUGCUGACGAUUCACCGGAUAGCAAUAGGAUUGUUGAUAAAUACAAUGUUAGGACUUAGGAUUUUAUGAUACAGUUUCGGAGACUACGUUCUUGAUGUUGAACCUGGUAGAUAGAAAUACUUUUUGUGUACUCCUUAAUUAUAAAAAAAUGUGAUUAAUCAACCUUCCUGUCCCAGUGUAUCAGUCAUUGAGGGUUUUCAUAUAUUCUUUCUGAAUAUAAAAGCAAAUAUAAAAGUUACCAAACAAUAAGCUGAUGUAAGUCGUGUAUUUUUCUAUAAUCAAGGGGUAAUAAAUCCUUUAAUUUUAUUACAAAAUAUUCCCAUUUCCCAUUAGUUGAAUGUAAGGACCAAUCUGUGAAUAAAUCCGACAUAUUAGCUCUCAUAUCAUCAAAACAUAUUUUUCAAUGUCAUAUACCAUUUAUCACCAAUGUAAGGUAGUCACACAUUUAGUCAUAGAAUUUUAUAAUUAAAACUAAUCGUUAGUAGAGUUGUAGAAUUCACUUGACCGUCACUAAUAUAAAGUAAUAUUAAAUGACACUUUGAAUGUAGAAAAAGAAAUAGUAAAACAACAGAAAAGUUCCGAAAAAUUGGCUCUUAAAUGGUCAUUCUGAAAGUAAAAUAUUUAUUAUACUGAACUCGUAUUUCAAAAAUCGAAUACAAAUAUAACAUUUUUGAUUAAAUUAUAAAGACGGAGCUAUUUCUUUUUCUACAUUAAAAGUAAAUAAAUGUUACACGCAUUGUAUAAUACCAUUGCAUUUUCUGAUUGUUCGCGAAUAUAAAUAUUAUUUAGUUUUUAUUAAUAACUUAUUAGUACAUCGCUGUGCCCCCGCUGCCAAAGUGUAGUUAAUAUCUUGAAUUUCAGUCAGAAUAUAAUUUUAAUAUUUAUUAGAAGACUGACUUCGGGCAGUGCAAUAAAUAUUAUUUGAAAAAAUGUCGACUGUAUUUUUCGAUCUCUUGAAAUUCUAGUCAUUUCAUGCCAAAGAUUAAUUUUGAGGUACUUGGCUCUUUUUUUUACAAAACUUUUUUUUAGUUUCGUAGAAAAAUAAUAAGCAGUCGUAAUUAAGGCUUAUAUUUGCAUUUCGUAAGUUAUUAAUUGCAUUUAUUUAUUAAAGGAAACUAGCAUUAAGUACAUUAUCGUAUUGUUUUUAAUAUUAUUGUAUAUUUAGGUAAGUGAGUCCUCAUGUUUGUUUUCAUGUUUUAUUUGUGGACGCUCCAUUAAAGACAUUUUUAUUUUGUAAUUUGA
Messenger RNA from Helicoverpa armigera (cotton bollworm), 4913 nucleotides. RefSeq lists its product as uncharacterized. Lineage: Eukaryota; Metazoa; Arthropoda; Insecta; Lepidoptera; Noctuidae. The record is from RefSeq and is a predicted model, not a curated record. The transcript is spliced from 21 exons. The coding region runs from base 428 to 3730 and encodes 1100 amino acids. Gene Ontology annotation, cellular component: cell periphery.